Striga hermonthica is the source of this 552-nucleotide messenger RNA. Lineage: Eukaryota; Viridiplantae; Streptophyta; Magnoliopsida; Lamiales; Orobanchaceae. The record is from the annotation of a GenBank genome assembly.
AUGGAUCUACAUCCACCUUCGGGAGAGAAUUAUGCUCAUCCUCAGAUAUGCUUCUUUCACGUGCUUUUUAAGGGUGCUGCCUUGGCAUUUUAUAUUCUUUCAGCUCUAUUUGUGGAUAGUUUCGUGAUCAUAUUUGUGGUCACAGUACUUCUUGCUGCACUUGAUUUUUGGGUUGUCAAGAAUGUAAGUGGCCGUAUCUUGGUGGGCCUUAGGUGGUGGAACGAGAUUAAUGAUAAUGGUGAAAGUGUGUGGAAAUUCGAAUGCCUUGACCAAGAGUCGAUGGCUCGAAUGAACAAGAAGGAUUCGUGGCUUUUCUGGUGGACCUUAUACCUUACAGCCGUCGCGUGGAUCUUUUUUGCUAUUUUCUCUCUGAUUAGAUUUCAAGCUGAUUAUCUUCUUGUUGUUGGUGUAUGUUUGACCCUUAGCAUCGCAAAUAUCAUUGGCUUUACUCGAUGCCGCAAAGAUGCUAAGAAGCAACUUCAAGCAUUUGCCACACAAACACUUGCUUCUCGUGUAUCGUCGACCAUUCAGUCAGCUUUUAGUGUUGUUUAA